AUGAGCAGCAAGCGAAUUCGUGUUGAAGAAAGUCAUAAGACCGUGGACCAUGCUAUUUGGCUUGUCUGCGGGCGCAAGGCUUUAAAAGAAGAAUACGAAGGAGCUUCAUUAACACCUCUAGAGAAGCAAGUAGUAUCACUACGCGAGAGCAUUCCUGCGAAUGCGCUUUUACUUGUGGCUUGCGGCUAUCGUGUGAAACUUUAUGGACGAGACAGCCACGUAGUCAGUCGUCGGUCUGGCAUAAUGUGUAUUCGAUCGAAGCCUUUUGAAUAUAGCAGCGUUCCCUACGUGCGAGUGGAGCUGUAUAUUCGCCGUCUAGUUGCUAUGGGAUAUCAUGUCGCUUUUGCAGACCAAGAGUCCGCCGCGGUGCGGGCUGUGGAAGGGGUAAAGUGUGGCAUCUUCCGGCGUACGGUCUCGCACUUGUACAGCCGCGGCACGCUCCUUCCUGGGGAGCAAAUCGUUUCUCAGAGCACCGGCAACGGGAUUGAUGAGGCGGCGAUACCCGAAGUGGAUGAUGAGGAAUCAAGUUCGUAUAACGCCAAAGACAGUUGGGAGGAUGAUGUAAACGCGGAGAAAGGCGACCCUUCUGAGCUUUUCAUGUGUUUCAUCGGUCUAUCGACUACUGACACGUUUACCCCCAUGACUUCAGUUGGUGCAGAGAUUUUGCAAGUUCUCCUUGUUAGCUUUGUCACACGAAGCCGCAAGGUUUUCUUGGUAUCUUCCGCCUCUUCACUGGAGGAUAUCGUUAUGCAGUUUGACAUUGUGGAAGUCAUUGUUGUAGAACAAGGAAAUAAUAAUUUACAUGACAACCAGGGUAAAGAUGCUGGACAUAUGCGGGGAAUCCCCGAGAAGUACACUCGUAUUUUACAAAAUGCACUACUCUUGAACUACGGGCCAACUUUAGUAGGGGAAGAGGACGGAAAGUGUGUUAGUGUCAGUGUAUACACUCAAGAAGAGGGAGAAUCAUUUAAUUCCGCAAUUACAGCCUACCUAAAGCCAUAUAAACUAGACAAAAUGUAUCAAAUGAUGUGUGCCGAGUGCGACCCCAAUUCUGGAAAGGGCAAACCCAGAGGUGGUGGUGGAAGCGUGGCGUUGCAAGAUGGUGUUUCCGAUGGCACGAAGUCUGUAUUGCGACUUCCAGGGAGCACCUUACGUGCAUUGGAAAUAUUCCAAAGCUCUAUCGGCCAUAAGGGGUCCCUCCUCUCGUUACUUGGCCACUGCUUGACACUGCAGGGUGCGAGAACCCUAAGAUUGUGGUUGGCAGCCCCACUAGCCAGUCGAUCCGAUAUCAUGGAGCGUCAGUCGGUUAUUGCUUAUCUUCUCGAAGGAGGUGAGAAGGAUGCCGUGCAGAACCUUCUCCGUGAAUGUGGAAAACUAGGUGAUGUUGAAGCGAUUAUUGCCAAAAUACACUCUCAGCGCUGCACGGUGCUUGAGUAUUUAAGACUGCUCCGUAUGUCUCGUAAUUUAUAUGCUGGGGCUAGUGGUAUCCUCGCAAGUUCCACUCCACCGACCCUGCUAGAGAGCCUCCUCCGAUCUGUGACAACCCCUGCAUUGAAGAAAUUUCUUCAUGAGCAUGCGGCUGAGAUGGAUUUCUCCGUCACAGCGCCAAUUCAACUUUUCACCGGGAAGGGCAUUACGGUUCCUGAUCCACUGAGGAAACAUUUAGAAGACUUUAGCAGCGCACAGGAGGCCUUGACAAGGGAAUUGGAGAGGGUCCGUGAAGUUCUCAGACUUCCAGGUCUUGAGUACCGUACUCUUGCUGGCACAUCGUUUGUGAUUGAUGUUCCUAGUGCAAAAGCCUCUCACAUCCCAGAGGAUUGGAUCGUUCUUACACGAACCAAGAGUAAUGUACGCUACCACACACCGACCAUUGUCCAGGAAAAUCUCUCUCUUUGCGCAGCCAAAGAUCGUCUUGCGGCCACAGCAGCAACACUGUGGCAACAGCGCCAAGAGGCGCUUUGCCAACCUGGCGGUGACUUAGAAAUGCUGGUUGGCGUAAUCAAGGCAGUGGCUGCAAUGGACGUGCUGUACAGCCUCUCGGUGGCCUCAUCGGCGACCGGCUACAUUCCUCCUCAACUAGUUGAAAUCGCAGAAGUGGAAAAACAACGCGACGGUGCAGCCAUCUCAAUCGUUGCAGGCCGACAUCCGGUCCUCGAUCAGUGCUUGACAAACGGUUAUGUAAGCUGUGAUAUGCAUUUGUGCGUUGGAGGCACUUGGUUGCUGACGGGCCCUAAUAUGGGUGGGAAGUCAGCGUUUAUGCGGAUGGUCGGUUGCUUUGUGGUGAUGGCACAAUUAGGAAGCUACGUUCCCGCGGAAGUGGCGACAUUACCUGUAUUCACUGGUAUCUACUGCCGAAUGGGGUCAAGCGACGCGAUUUUGGAGGGAAACUCUACUUUUUUUACCGAGAUGGAGGAUACUACUCGCAUUUUGCGUGCCCCAGAGCUUGCCCGUUCUCUUGUGUUCAUGGACGAGUUAGGUCGCGGUACAAGUAGCUUUGAUGGAUUCUCAGUGGCUGCUGCAACUUUAGAUUAUCUGGUGAGUAUGCACGCAACUUGCAUAUUUGUCACACAUUACCAUCUCCUUUGUGACCCAUUUGUCUCCGGUAGCCUCAGAUCAGAUAGAUUGUCAUCCAUAGGGAAUUCCAAAGUUCAUCAUAGUGUCAGCUCUAAUCCACUAGUAGAAUGCCACUACAUGGGGUUUCGGAUGGAGAAUGAGGAUUCAGCUUCAUCCAACAGUUCUAGUGCUCAUAAGACAACUUCACUGGAGUCCGAUAGCCAACGUGUGAUUUUCACCUACAAACCAUGCCCUGGUGUAACGCCUUCCAGUUUCGGCGUCGAGGUCGCGAAAAUGGCGGGGCUACCCGACCAUGUAAUAAAGGAAGCGAGAAUAAUAAGCCUGAAGGAGGAAGAAACUCAAUCGUUGCGAACAUCUGUACAUCUCUUGCGACAAUUACUGGAGUAG
Messenger RNA from Phytomonas sp. Hart1, 2961 nucleotides. NCBI's taxonomy places the organism in Eukaryota, Euglenozoa, Kinetoplastea, Trypanosomatida, Trypanosomatidae. The record is from the annotation of a GenBank genome assembly.